Emys orbicularis (European pond turtle) is the source of this 1179-nucleotide messenger RNA. RefSeq names its product ATCAY kinesin light chain interacting caytaxin (gene ATCAY). Bases 1 to 1179 code for a protein of 392 amino acids. The transcript has 13 exons. The record is from RefSeq and is a predicted model, not a curated record. Gene Ontology annotation, cellular component: cytoplasm. NCBI's taxonomy places the organism in Eukaryota, Metazoa, Chordata, Testudines, Emydidae. Gene Ontology annotation, biological process: apoptotic process.
AUGGGCACCACCGAAGCCACGCUGCGGAUGGAGAAUGUGGAGGUGAAGGAGGAGUGGCAAGACGAGGACUUCCCCAGACCCCUCCCAGAAGAGACGGGAAUGGACUCCCUGGGCAGCCCCGCAGAUGAGAACACAUCCUCUCCCCCUAACACUUUGAACUUUAACGGGGCUCAUCGGAAGCGCAAGACGCUCAUAGCCCCUGAAAUCAACAUUUCCCUGGACCAAAGUGAGGGUUCCAUCCUGUCCGAUGACUUCCUGGACACGCCCGACGACCUGGACAUCAACGUGGAUGACAUCGAAACCCCGGAUGAGACGGACUCCCUGGAGUUCCUGGGCAAUGGGAAUGAACUGGAAUGGGAAGAUGAUACACCUGUGGCCACAGCCAAGAACAUGCCCGGGAACAGCGCAGACCUCUUUGGGGAUGGGGUGGUGGAAGACGGCAGCGCUACCAAUGGGAGACUGUGGAGGACGGUUAUCAUUGGGGAGCAGGAACACCGCAUUGAUCUGCAGAUGAUCAAACCCUACAUGAAAGUGGUGACACAUGGAGGGUACUACGGAGAAGGUCUCAAUGCUAUCAUUGUCUUUGCUGCCUGCUAUCUCCCAGACAGCAAUCUAGCUGAUUACCAUUACAUCAUGGAGAACCUCUUCUUGUACGUGAUCAGUAGCUUGGAGCUGCUGGUGGCCGAGGACUACAUGAUUGUGUACCUGAAUGGAGCCACACCACGUCGGAGGAUGCCGGGCCUGGGCUGGCUGAAGAAAUGCUACCAGAUGAUAGACAGAAGGCUACGGAAAAACCUGAAAGCUUUGAUCAUCGUGCAUCCUUCGUGGUUCAUCCGGACAGUGCUGGCGAUAUCCAGGCCCUUCAUCAGUGUGAAGUUUAUCAAUAAGAUCCAGUACGUUCACAGUCUGGAAGAACUGGAGCAGACUAUCCCCAUGGAGCACGUCCAGAUUCCUGACUGCCUCCUACAGUACGAAGAAGAGAGAACCAAAGCCAGGAAAGAAAGGGCAGAGGAGAAACAAGACAUGGCAGAGAAAGAAAGCUGGCCUCCCUCUGCUCUGGGGCUGGGUCAGGAGCUGCAGCCCCUGACACAGAUCCUGCCUGCCCACGAGAUACAGGCCUGUGCUGCCGAGGGAGGAUCAGGAAACCAGCAUGUCAUGAAUAGAAAUAACGAGGAAUGA